Molecule: messenger RNA, 5607 nt
Organism: Leopardus geoffroyi (Geoffroy's cat)
Lineage: Eukaryota; Metazoa; Chordata; Mammalia; Carnivora; Felidae
Gene: POU2F1
Product: POU class 2 homeobox 1
Exons: 16
Coding region: 3108-5378 (756 amino acids)
Biological process (GO): regulation of transcription by RNA polymerase II
Cellular component (GO): nucleus
Molecular function (GO): RNA polymerase II cis-regulatory region sequence-specific DNA binding; DNA-binding transcription factor activity, RNA polymerase II-specific
Source: RefSeq, a predicted model, not a curated record
CUUCUUUUGGAUCUAACUGUGCCAUGACUGGGGGAGUGCAGGGGAGAGUUAGAUGGUGGCCACCCUCCCCCACUCCAUCUGUAGAGGCCUAGACAACCUUCUAGUAUUUAAACCUGCCUUUUAGAAGGUGCAGAGUACCUAUAUCAAGAGUGGCAAGUAGGAGUUUUCUUGUCCUUCCCAUUGUAACAAAGUCCACUGCGUGGGCGAGGCUUCGUGUCACUCUGGAUAGCUGCAUCUCAGUGCAGCCGCCUUUUGUCCCCCCCCCCCCCCCUUCCUGUUCCUGGAGUGAAGACGGUGACCUUUGCAGUAGAGGGGAAAGGGGUCCCUCUCUGGGUAGCAGCCCAUGUGAGUUGGUGAGCCUUACGCCCCCUGCUACACAGAGACCCUGUGGGACUCUCUUGGCUUGAGGGGGGUUGGUGCUUGGUUCGUGCACUACCAGGGUCCUGCCCCUGCAAGGGUACCUUCCAGGGAACACUUCUUAGUUGGAAGUGAUUGUCUGGCUGUAGCUCCAAGUCCUGCUUAGCUGAUUUAUGAAAGGCCAAAUUAGUAUAAGAAAGGUAGUUUAGAGGUGUUAACCUCAUACAGCAUGAAAAGUAGAUGGUGACCUGAAGAGAUCUUCUAUAGUAAGUACAGGCAGUAAAUGUAAAAUUUUAUGAAGGCAGAAGAGGAGAGAAAGAAAGAUAUACUGCUAUCUACUAUAUUCCAAUCACAUUCAUCAUUGCUUCUAAUAUUUUCUCACCAAGUAGAACUUGUAUAGAGCCCAAUGCAUUCACAACUCAUUUGAAUUUCAUAUUUUCUUGUAUAAUGUAUUCUUGAUUGUUUUACUACAAAGUGUUGCGAAUUGUCAUCGAAUGAAAUUGGUGCUCUUGAAAGAUGUAGCAUGUUUAUCCUGUGUCGCGAUGUCCCCCCCCCCCCCCCCCCCAGUGGCACAGCUGCCUCGUGCUCCAGUCCAUGAUCUAGUCUAAGAGGCACAAGCACGUUCAUCCGCACAGCAACCUCGUGAAAAAGACACUGUCAUUUUACAGGUGAGAAAAUUAGGGUUCAAAAAGGGAACGAACUUAAUCUCACUGGUACUGAAUGGCAGUGUUAAAUUUCUCCCCUAAACUCUUUCCUGAUGUGGAUUUUGUGAUUCUGUGAAACAGAAAAACUGGCACUAGAAACAGAGUGCAUAUCUAAAAGUUAAGAAAGUUUUUGGUUCUGGUCCUAGCUAAUUUAUUGACUUUCAAAGAAAUCCUUUUAAAGGUCCCUAAUAGAAGUCUCGUCUUGCAUUUCCACAUAUGCGGGUUGAGUUUAAUUUCAACCUGAAUGUUGGAAAAAGGGACAUACAGAUUUUUAAAAAUCAGACACUUGGCAUGCUUGAAGACUAGUUCUGAAUAAAAACAGUUAUUAAUGGGAUAAUACCCUGGAGAACUCUCCUCAGUUGUAGUGCACUCUGCUGUGUAUCGGGACAUACUUGACUUUUAAACACAAAAUCUUUGCCACCAAUUAUUAGUUUCCUCACUACAUUGAAAACAAGCCAUUUUAAUUUGCUGCCUUAUUCAAGCCCCCCCCCCCCCCAUGCCUACCACCUCCAUGAAGGUAUAACUUGGCCACAAUGUGUAAUAACAGCCAAGAUCUCAGAUUUUGGUGUCAGCAAAAUCCGGUUUUAAAGUCUGACUCCAAAUUAUUAGUGUAAAUUAGUGUAAAGUGCUUUAGCCCUCUGUGCCUCAGUUUCCUUUUUCUCCUCCCCCCCCACCCAAAGAGGAUAGUAAUACCUACUUCAUGGGAUUUUUUUUUAUAAAUCUUCUGCUGAGUUGUCUAUGGUGAUUACAGUGGAAUGUCAUAUUGUAAUGCCUCAAAAGCUUGGGGCUGAUGUUUGCCUUGUAAAUUCACUUUAAAUUGAAUAGAUACAUUCUUCAGCAAAGAGAAUAAGUGUAUAUAUUCAUAUACAUUUGGUAAAAUUUACUUAAAUACUAAUUAAUUUCAUAAUUUAUAUGACCAAUUUUUUUGAUGAUUGAUACUGUAAAUAACAAACCAUCUUCUACUUUAGAUUGAUUUUGGUGGAGGAAGGACACCGCACAACGGGCGGCAUUUGGCUAAUCUAUUCUGUGAAUUUGAUAGUAUGAAGAGAUUUAUAGAUAGUGAAUUUCCAUACUCUUGAAAAUAAUUUUACAGCUCUUGCACUGCUUCUGGAUUUAUAUUGUUGCCUUGUUUUAAAGCAGGACUUUCCCCAGACAGCGUAUGUUAAUAUUUGGAAAAUUCCCUAUCAGUGGGCUAGCACCAUCGUGACAGCCCUAUGUUCUGCUUCUACCUUGCUAAUUGUUUCCUUGGGAUUAUUUGGAUUGUGUAGAAAGCUUUUUGCAAAUCCUCUUAUUACUGAAGUCAUUGUUGCCAGCAGGAAUAAGAUUAAAGGUGCUUAAGUCUGUAGAGUUGUUUCUAAUUUGUACGUGUCAUUUCAGUGCCAUUUUAACAGAACUCUGUCUCUUGUCUCUCCCUUCUCCCCCGGUACUAUCUCAAGUUAGGUCCGAGGAGCCAGGCCAUUGGAAGAAAUCUCAUUUUAUCCUCCUAAUUAUUAUGCUGGCACUCAGGAGAUAAUUUUUCCCUUCAUGCACUGCCAAUUAAUAUGCAAAUGGGCUGAUAAAUAUUUAUGCAAUGAUUUAAAUUAUGCAGGGAGUGCUUUCAGUGUGUUCUGUAAAUGAAUUGUUCGUGGACUUCAAAGUGCUGGCUGCUGUGCUAACGAGGAGAGAUUUGCAUAAGGCCCUAAUCACACGCAUACUGAUUAAGCUUCAUUAUGGAAACUGCCAGCUGCAAUCUUUGUUUCUAUUUUAUUACAAAAAGGGGAACUUUUCAUGCUUCAGUUGCCUUGACAAUGUCAGUCCUAGCUGGUAGGAGAGACUAAAACUCCUCUGAGCAACUGAAGUUUCCUUAUUCAGUUGAAGAUUGCUAUGGUGUAACUGAAGUUGUAUUUUCCUUCUCCCCCUAAUCCACUUUCCACCUCCCACCCUUGUUCUCUGAAGAACAUAGUGUAGAUUUGUUAGAAAUAGUAGUACCUUCUUUCACCCACCCCAAACUGCUACCUGUUUCUUCCUUGCUUUGGACUGUCUGAACCUCUAGAAGAUUUCACAGCAAUGCUGGACUGCAGUGACUAUGUUCUAGACUCAAGAAUGAAUAAUCCGUCAGAAACCAGUAAACCGUCUAUGGAGAGUGGAGAUGGCAACACAGGCACACAAACCAAUGGUCUGGACUUUCAGAAGCAGCCCGUGCCUGUUGGGGGAGCAAUCUCAACGGCCCAGGCCCAGGCUUUUCUGGGACAUCUCCAUCAGGUCCAGCUCGCUGGAACAAGUUUACAGGCUGCUGCUCAGUCUUUAAAUGUACAGUCUAAAUCUAAUGAAGAAUCGGGGGAUUCACAGCAGCCAAGCCAGCCUUCCCAGCAGCCUUCAGUGCAGGCAGCCAUCCCCCAGACCCAGCUGAUGCUGGCUGGAGGACAGAUAACUGGGCUUACCUUGACGCCGGCCCAGCAACAGUUACUGCUACAGCAGGCGCAGGCGCAGGCACAGCUGCUGGCCGCCGCGGUCCAACAGCACUCCGCCAGCCAACAGCACAGCGCUGCCGGGGCCACCAUCUCAGCCUCCGCCGCCACGCCCAUGACGCAGAUCCCCCUGUCGCAGCCCAUCCAGAUCUCCCAGGAUCUGCAGCAACUGCAGCAGCUUCAGCAGCAGAAUCUCAACCUGCAGCAGUUUGUGUUGGUCCAUCCGACCACCAACUUGCAGCCAGCGCAGUUUAUCAUCUCACAGACGCCCCAGGGCCAGCAGGGUCUCCUGCAAGCGCAAAAUCUUUUAACGCAACUACCUCAGCAAAGCCAAGCCAACCUCCUACAGUCGCAGCCAAGCAUCACCCUCACCUCCCAGCCAGCAACCCCAACGCGCACAAUAGCGGCAACCCCGAUUCAGACACUUCCACAGAGCCAGUCAACACCAAAGCGAAUUGAUACCCCCAGCUUGGAGGAGCCCAGUGACCUUGAGGAGCUUGAGCAGUUUGCCAAGACCUUCAAACAAAGACGAAUCAAACUCGGAUUCACUCAGGGCGAUGUUGGGCUCGCUAUGGGUAAGCUGUAUGGAAAUGACUUCAGCCAAACCACCAUCUCCCGCUUUGAAGCCUUGAACCUCAGCUUUAAGAACAUGUGCAAGCUAAAGCCACUUUUGGAGAAGUGGCUCAAUGAUGCAGAGAACCUCUCAUCUGAUUCAGGUCUCUCCAGCCCAAGUGCCCUGAAUUCUCCAGGGCUGGGAAUGGAGGGCUUGAACCGUAGGAGGAAGAAACGCACCAGCAUAGAGACCAACAUCCGUGUGGCCUUAGAGAAGAGUUUCUUGGAAAAUCAAAAGCCUACCUCGGAAGAGAUCACCAUGAUUGCUGAUCAGCUCAGUAUGGAAAAAGAGGUGAUUCGUGUUUGGUUUUGUAACCGCCGCCAGAAAGAAAAAAGAAUCAACCCACCGAGCAGCGGUGGGACCAGCAGCUCACCUAUCAAAGCAAUUUUCCCCAGUCCAACCUCACUGGUGGCAACCACGCCAAGCCUUGUGACUAGCAGUGCGGCCACGACCCUCACUGUCAACCCGGUCCUCCCACUAAGCAGCGCUGCGGUCACGAGCCUGUCUGUCACAGGCACCACAGACAGCACCUCCAACAACACUGCCACCGUGAUCUCCACCGCGCCGCCAGCUUCCUCCGCAGUCACGUCCCCCUCGCUGAGCCCCUCCCCGUCCGCCUCGGCCUCCGCCUCCGAGGCAUCCGGCGCCAGCGAGACCAGCACAACGCAGACCACCUCCACUCUGUCCUCUCCUCUCGGCACCAGCCAGGUGAUGGUGACGGCGUCAGGGUUGCAAACGGCGGCGGCCGCUGCCCUCCAAGGGGCCGCGCAGCUGCCGGCCAACGCCAGUCUCGCCGCCAUGGCCGCCGCCGCGGGACUGAGCCCAGGCCUGAUGGCGCCCUCGCAGUUCGCAGCUGGAGGUGCCUUACUCAGUCUCAAUCCAGGGACCCUGGGCGGUGCUCUCAGCCCGGCUCUCAUGAGCAACAGUACACUGGCAACUAUUCAAGCUCUCGCUUCUGGUGGCUCUCUUCCAAUAACGUCACUGGAUGCGACUGGGAACCUGGUAUUUGCCAAUGCGGGAGGAGCCCCCAACAUCGUGACUGCCCCCCUGUUCCUGAACCCUCAGAACCUCUCUCUGCUCACCAGCAACCCAGUGAGCUUGGUCUCCGCCGCCGCAGCCUCCGCAGGGAACUCUGGGCCUGUAGCCAGCCUCCACGCCACCUCCACGUCCGCCGAGUCCAUCCAGAACUCUCUCUUCACGGUGGCCUCUGCCAGCGGGGCCGCCUCCACCACCACCACCGCCUCCAAGGCACAGUGAGCGGGGCCGCGCGGGGCCUGCCACCAGCCUUUGCCACCUGCCGCGCGAGGGGCCUGCCAGCCAGGCUGAGACUGAACAAUGUGAUUGGCUUCCUCUUGCCAUGUUUCAACAGCAAGCAAGGGAGAGAAGGGAGAAAAGGAGAAAAACGCCUACCAGAGGAAAAAAAAAAAGGAUGGAGACAGGACAACAUUUGCCUAAUUUUGUAAUAAAACACUGUCUUUUCAGGAUU